Messenger RNA from Bathycoccus prasinos, 3147 nucleotides. RefSeq lists its product with no specific name. Bases 1 to 3147 code for a protein of 1048 amino acids. NCBI's taxonomy places the organism in Eukaryota, Viridiplantae, Chlorophyta, Mamiellophyceae, Mamiellales, Bathycoccaceae. Gene Ontology annotation, molecular function: enzyme regulator activity. The record is from RefSeq and is a predicted model, not a curated record. Gene Ontology annotation, cellular component: proteasome complex; proteasome regulatory particle, base subcomplex; nucleus. Gene Ontology annotation, biological process: proteasome-mediated ubiquitin-dependent protein catabolic process; regulation of protein catabolic process. The transcript is spliced from 2 exons.
AUGGCGGCGGCAGUCUUAACGACUCCAAAAACGAGCAGUCGUCGCGGUGAGAGUGCGAAAAGCACGACAUCUGCGGCUGGAAUUCUCGCGUUACUCGAAGAACCGCAAGAUGUCCUCAAAGUCCACGGCUUACGAAUGCUCAACGAUUACGCCAUGCGCACGAGCUGGCACGAAGUCGCGAGCGCGAUCGAAAUCAUCGAAGGGAUGCACGAGGACGAGUUUUUUUCGCACAGAGAUUUAGCCGCGCUGGUGGCGAGCAAGGUAUUCUACCACUUGGGCGACUUGGAGGACGCGCUCUCGUACGCGCUGGCCGCCGGGAAACUCUUCGACGUGGCGGAGAAGAAUUCUGAUUUCGUGGACACGGUUUUGGCGAAAGCGAUCGAUACGUACGUGGAGAAGAGGCAGAGAGGAGGUACGGUAGUGAGGGAGGCGGCGGCGGAGGCGAUGGAAGAAGGCGAAGAAGAAAGAGGAGAGGCUUUCGACGUUUCUAUCGACCCUCGAUUGGAAUCCAUCGUCGAUAGAAUGUUUGAAAAGUGCCACGAGGAAAAACAGUGGACGCACGCGGUUGGCGUGGCGUUGGAGUCGAAACGGUUAGACGCGUUGGAAAAAGCGAUAUCGAGAGCGGAGCAACCGGAGGUUGUGUUAUCGUACGCCACGAAGGUUAGUCAGACGUUGGUUAUGCAGAAAUCGUUUCGCGCGGAGGCUUUGGCGUUGUUGGUGAAGUUGUACGAGACGCUCGAUUUCGACGAGCCGAAUUAUAACGGCGUGUGCCAGUGUUUGGCGAUUUUAGAGGAUGAUAAGCGAUGCGCGGACGUUUUGUUAUCGUUGGUGAAAUCUUCGGACGAGCGAGACAAUUUACAGGCGUACCAAAUCGGGUUCAAUUUGUUCGAGAUGGAUUUGAGAAAUUUUUUGAGCGGCGUCGCCAAUUUAGUCGUCUCGGCGUCUUUGGCAUCCAAGCAAACGCCAAUCAAAGAUGGUCAAGAACAGAAGGAGGCGGAUAAACAAGCGCGCACGAACUCGUUGGUGUCAAUUUUGAGAGGCGAAACGCCCGCAAAGUUGUACUUGGAAUUUUUGAAAACGAAAUCGCACGGCGACCCGGCGUUGGUGGAGAAGUUAAAGAAAGCCGUCGAAGGGAGAAACUCUGUCAUGCACGGCUCGGUGGUGUUUGCAAACGCCAUGAGCAACUGCGGAACCACGAGCGACGCGUUUUUGAGACAAAACUUGGACUGGUUAUCGAGGGCGACAAACUGGGCGAGGUUUUCAGCCACCGCCGGCGUCGGCGUCAUCCACCGCGGUCGCGCCGAAGAUUCGAAACAGUUGCUGUCGCAACUGUUACCGGCCCCGAGUCCGUACACGUUAGGUGGUGCGUUAUACGCCAUGGGUUUGAUGCACUGCGGGCGCCCUCAUUGCGGAGAGGCGUCGACGUUCAUCAUCGAACGUCUUCGCGCGGCGAAUAACGAAACCGUGCAACACGGCGCGUGUUUAGGCAUAGGUUUGAGUAGCUACGGGAAAUCAGAGUUAGAUGCGGAGUGCAUGAUGGAACUCUUUAGAAUUUUGCGAAGCGACAGCGCCGUGGCCGGUGAAGCCGCAGGUAUCGGAUUAGGUUUUGUUUUGGCCGGUUUGCGCAAAAACCCGAGUGAAAACUCUGGAAACAAGAGUCUCCACGAUAACUGGACGAGAGACAUGCUCGCGUACGCGAGAAAGACAUCGCACGAAAAAAUAAUUCGUGGAUUAGGUUUGGGUCUCGCGUGCGCGUUUGCCACGUGCGAGGAAGACGCGGAUGCGAUCAUUGAAGACGCAUUAGGCGACGGCGACGCGUUGAUUCGGUACGGCGGAUGUCAAAUUAUUGGCUCCGCGUACGUCGGCACCGGGAACAACGACGCCAUUCGAAAACUCUUACACGUGGCCGUCUCGGACGUCUCGGACGACGUUCGCCGAUGUGCCGUCAUGUCCAUCGGUUUUGUGUUAACGAACAACCCGGAACAGUGCGUUCGCGUCGUGCAACUCUUAUCGGAAUCGUACAACCCGCACGCGAGGUACGGCGCGGCUAUGGCGGUCGGCAUCGCCUGCGCCGGUACUGGUAACGUCAACGCGGCGAAAUUAUUAGAACCUAUGAGAAGAGACAAAGUCGAUUUUGUCCAGCAAGGCGCCGCUAUCGCGUCUGCGCUAGUCUUGGUCCAACAACCGGAAGAUCGCUUGUCGAAAUUCCGCGACGAGAUGCAAAAAAUGAGCGCGGAUUCGAGCGAAACGACCAUGUCGAAAAUGGGCGCAAUCAUGGCAUCGGGCAUCUUAGAUUGCGGUGGACGCAACUGCACGAUUUCUUUGAAAUCCAGAGCCGGUCGCCCGAGAAUGACGUCCACCUUAGGCGUAUUGGUCUUCACCCAAUAUUGGUACUGGUUUCCGUUUGGUCACUUUCUCUCCAUCGCGACCAUCCCGACGGCGUUCAUCGGCGUCGACAAAACCUUACAAAUGCCGCAUUACGAGUGCGUUUCCAACGCCAAGCCGUCCUUAUUCAAAUACGCGGAUUACCUCUCCGACGAAAAAGACAAGAAAACGACCGAGGUGAAGAAAGCCGUUCUCUCGACGACGAAGAAAGCGCAAAAGUUGCUCAAUGAGAAAAAUGUAAAAAAAAUGAACAAAGACGCGGAGAGCAUGGACGCCGACGAUAACGUCCCGUCUCGCCCGCAAUCCAGAGCCGCAAAAGACGACAACGAAAUGGACGCGACCGCUACCACCACCACCACCACCGCUGAAGGAGAAAAAGAAGGAGAAGAAAAAGAAGGAGAAGAAGAAAAGAAGGAGGACGAACCGGAACCGGAGUUUGAAAUCUUAACCAACCCGUCGAGAGUGACCCCGCAACAAGAAAAGUUCAUCUCCUUCGACCCAGCCGCGCGAUUCGUCCCGUGCGAAUCCUCGACGACCACCACCACCACCACCACCACCAUCAAAGAAAAAUCUCGCGUCGGCCGCGGUUUUGUCGUCUUAAAAGACCAAACGCCGGAAGAGGAGGUGUUUUACGUCGAGUUGGCGUUUCAAAAAGCCGAAGUCGACGCGCAAGCCGGAAACGCCGCGAACGCCGGCGCAGGAAACGACGACGACGACGAACCCGCGCCGCCGGAGGAGUUCGACUUCGACGAAGACGAUUAG